This is a messenger RNA of Chenopodium quinoa (quinoa), 1161 nucleotides long. RefSeq lists its product as uncharacterized. The record is from RefSeq and is a predicted model, not a curated record. NCBI's taxonomy places the organism in Eukaryota, Viridiplantae, Streptophyta, Magnoliopsida, Caryophyllales, Amaranthaceae. The transcript has 2 exons. The coding region runs from base 592 to 1020 and encodes 142 amino acids.
UAUAAAUAAGUACAUGCCCUUAUUCCUUUUACUUAUACUUUUUACAGUUAAUUACUUACAAAUCUAUUUCGUAUUUUUCAUCUCACAAUCACGAGGUUAUAACUUAGAGAUUUAGAGAUGGUGAUUAAUUACCCUUCCCCUAUUCUUAAAAGCUUUGCCUGUGUACCCAAAUCAAGUUGGCUAAUGAGAGGCUCUGAUUUAAUAAAAAGCUUUCUCCUUAUUUAUCAUCAAAAUAGAAAUAAUAAAAAUAUUAAUGACAUGAAAAGCAGUAAAAAAAGACGAAAACUAUAACAUCCAUCGACGGAAUGUGGAGAAGAAGCCACGUUACAUUUGAUAAAAUCUAUAUGCAUGAAUAACACGUCACCCUUAAAAAGUUCAUUCCACGUGUCAGUAUAAUUAAUAGCAACAAAAAUAUAAAAUUCAUAUUUAAAAUUAUCCUAAACAGUAAACACUAAUCCACCACGAUCUAGCUCAUCAUUGUGUAUUGAGCAGAUAAAAUACCAAACAAAAAUUAAUUUGUUAAAUUCAUAGAAUCGGAGUAAAAAUUUAUUAAAUUAUGUUUGUAGUAGUUGUAAUCAAAUUAGGAUAAUAAUGGCUAAAGUAUCAACUUGGAGAAUAAUUAUAAUAGCAAUGGUGCUAUGUUUUGUAUUCUAUUAUCUCACAAAUUCUCCAUUACAAAAAAAAUUAGGACAGUUGCAUUGUUUUACUAGUCGAGGAAGCCAUUACUGGAACAAGUUUAACCUGCCUCCGAUUCCGGAACAAUUCUACCUCUUUUGGCCGUCUUCUCAGCAUAUCGAGAGAAAUGAUGAUAUAGGGCUCCCAAUAGUUGAAGCCAAUAUAGCAGAUGAAAGGGAAAAGAACAAGGUAUUAGAAGCAGCUGAGGAGAGUAUAGAGAAAACAAAAAUGAUGAUGGAGGAUUCUGCUAAAACCGCGGCGGAGAUGGUUGGCGAGGCGGUGCACAAGACUGCGGACAUUAUGAAGGAGGCCUUCUCUCAUCACCAUCACCAGGAUGAACUUUAAUUCAAACCAUAAUUUUAAGCAUUUUUAUCUUAAUUUUUAUUUUCUUUUCUAAUAUUAUACUAUGCCUUUUUUAUCCAUAAGUUACAUGGACUAUAGAGUUUGUUUUAUAUUAUAGGAUGCUUAAUUAUAUUAGAGUGCUAA